Messenger RNA from Ceutorhynchus assimilis (cabbage seed weevil), 1784 nucleotides. Lineage: Eukaryota; Metazoa; Arthropoda; Insecta; Coleoptera; Curculionidae. The record is from the annotation of a GenBank genome assembly.
CCCCCACCAGGGUGAGUUGAAGUUUCUUUUCGCGACAGGUGACAGUUUUUGUGAUGUGGGUACAGUGACAGUAAAUGGAUGAUUACUAAUAAUAAAUACACACCCAUUUGGCAUUUAAUAGUAUUCAGUAGUUGAUGAAAGUACAAAAAUAAGAACAAUUUCCUGAAAAACUAAAUAAACAAUUCGUGUUGACUGACCAGAGUCCGCGAAUUUUUCUAAAAGAUGACUGACUGCCAUAAAUUUGGUGCUCUAAGCCCUAUAACUUGCCAUGCCUGGAACAAAGACAGAACUCAAAUAGCAUUUUCGCCCAACAAUCAAGAAGUAGAAGUCCACCAGCGCAAAGGCACCGAAUGGAAACUCUUGGACACCCUAAACCAACAUGAUUUAAGAGUUAUGGGCAUUGAUUGGGCGCCCAACACCAACAGGAUUGUUACUUGCGCCGCUGACCGUAAUGCUUAUGUUUGGAGCCAAGACAGUGAAGGCAAAUGGAAGCCUACGCUUGUUUUGUUGAGGAUUAACAGGGCUGCCACGUGUGUAAAAUGGUCCCCAAAUGAAAAUAAGUUUGCAGUAGGCUCUGGAGCCCGACUUAUAUCAGUUUGUUAUUUUGAAAGCGAAAACGAUUGGUGGGUUUCAAAGCAUAUCAAAAAACCCAUUAGAUCUACUGUGUCUACCCUGGAUUGGCACCCAAAUAAUGUGCUUUUAGCCACAGGCAGUGCUGACUUCAAAGUUAGAGUAUUCUCAGCUUAUAUCAAAGAUAUUGAGAAAACUCCUGAACCUACUCCAUGGGGUACUAAAAUGCCUUUGGGACAACUUAUGGCUGAAUAUGUGAAUUCUCCUGCUGGCGGUGGUUGGAUUCAUUGUGUCAGCUUUUCACCUGAUGGCUCUAAAGUUGCAUGGGUGUCUCAUGAUUCAUCGAUUAACUUUGCUGAUCCAAGCAACGGAAACGCUUUUGUAAAAUUGAGAACUGAAUUCCUACCAUUUCUGAGCUGCACUUGGAUCAGUUCCAAAACAAUUGUUGCCGCCGGACAUAGCUGCAUCCCAAUUUUGUAUACUCUUAAUGCUAGUGGACAAUUGGCUUUUGCUGGAAAGUUGGACACUUCUCAAAAAAAGGAAUCCGGAGGGCUUUCAGCCAUGAGAAUGUUCCAUUCUUUGGAUAAACAGGCUAGAAGUGAAACUUCGGAUACUAAUUUGGAUUCUAUUCAUCAGAACGCAAUAACUUGUUUAUGUAUUUAUGGGGGCAAUAAAGCUAAGGCUUCGAAAAUUAGUACUUCUGGCUUGGACGGACAGUUGGUUAUUUGGGAUAUUGAUACACUGGAGAGGUCUAUUCAAGGACUGAAAAUUGAGUAAAAUAUAAUCAGUAUCAACAAUAUUGAAUUUAUUGCUGGAAGUCGAAAUAAAAUUUGAUCCUUGAUUAAGUUUUUUAUUUAUUUUCUAUACAAGUCUACAGGCUAUGGAUUCGAAACAUUGGAGAUGAGUAGAAGAAAAUCACAGGCUGUUAUCUUUAUUUAUUCUGUUUUAAAUAAUUUAAAGUACAGAGAGUUCAAUCUCGUAGAACUUAUUAAAUUUAAAGUACCAAAAGUGAAUCUGCAAGUUCUAAAUAAGGAUGUAGACAUGUUCAAUAUAAAUUGCCUCAAGACAGGUAAUCAAUAAUCAUUACGUCUGUUUACUUAUUUCCACAGACAUUUUUUUACUGGAAUCUGUUUUUCGCUAGUUUUUAGUACCUAGUUUGUGAGUGUACUUUACAUCUAAUAACCAACCUGGCGUUUGUAAAGUUUCGAAUAAAU